AGUCAUAACUAAUUGUCAUUUGUCAUUGCUAGUAGGGAAACGAAGUUAUGGUAUCAGGAGUUUAUUUUGGGGGCGUAGUGAAAUUAUCUAGGUGAUUCAUUUAAAUUCAGACAUGAAUUCAAUAUAAAAGAUAGUACAAUCUAUUACUCAAAAUGGCACAAUCAAAUUUUAGCGGUGUGGACGAAUAUGGGUUUGAGAGGCAUGAAGACUUUGACUAUGAUAGUUAUGAACACUUCAUGUCUGUAUAUUUGAAAGUUUUAGCCACAAGAGCCCAAAAAUGGGCUGUGCUACUUGGUGAAGGAAAGUCGGUCAAACGCACCGAUACUGUCAAACGAUACGUUCGCAAGGGUAUUCCUAGCGAACAUCGCCCAUCAGUAUGGAUGGCUAUAUCAGAGGCAGAUAAAAUGAAAGAGCAAUGCCCUGAUUUAUAUCAAAAAAUAUUAGAUAGUCCAUUUGAGAAGGAACUGGUUGAUCUUGUGAAGACUGACCUGCCACGCACUUUCCCAGACAAUAUAUAUUUCACAAAGGAGGCCAAUCACCAAGCACAUUUGUUUAACAUCCUCAUAGCAUAUGCCCAUAGCAAUAGGGUAGUGGGCUAUUGUCAAGGUCUUAAUUAUAUAGCUGGACUGCUCCUUUUGGCUACAAAAAAUGAGGAAACUUCAUUUUGGUUACUCAAAGUCCUGGUAGAAAAGAUUCUGCCAGAUUACUACACUAAAACAAUGGAUGGACUCAUUGUAGACAUUGAAGUGUUAUCAGAACUAGUCAAAUCUAAAGUGCCCGAUGUGCAUCAACAUGUGAUAAAUCUAGGUCUCCCUUGGGCUGUUAUAACCACUAAAUGGUUUGUAUGCUUGUUUGCAGAAGUCUUGCCUAUUGAGACUGUACUACGGAUAUGGGACUGUCUUUUUUAUGAAGGCUCCAAAAUUCUGUUUAGAGUUUGUUUGACACUUAUAAAAUCGAACAGAGCAACUAUAUUAGCAUGCAAUGACUUCACAGCACUGGCAGAAUGUUUUAAGGCUAUUGUGAAAAAUGCCAGCGCAUUACAUUGUCAUGAGUUUAUGCAGUCAAUUUUUAAAGUACCUGGAACUCUCUCCAACUCAAAAAUUGUCAAACUAAGAGCACGCUUCGCUAAACAACGCCGGGAACAACAGCAGAAAGAACCGCGGUGAAUGAACUUUAGCAAUGUCAUGGAAGAUUUGAUCUCAUUCUUGUUAGAAGAACAAGAAAAUUGAUAUAAACACCAAACAACCAAAUUGUUAUUUUACUAUCAAUAUAUAAGCUGUUUGCAUCUGUUGAAAUAUUAAGGUGACUUUAUUAAUACAACUUUUUUAAUACACGUGUAGUAAUGUGUUAUAACAUCCCUUGCCACUGUUAGUGGUCAAGUAAUAAAUUGAGGCCAGUUUCUGAUAGAUCGACACUACAGCAGUACAACAUCCGUUCAAUACCUAGGCGAUGUCAUGCCUUAAUAUACAAUUUUGAUUUAUAUUAUUUGUACAUUACGGGUCAGUCACACUAUUUAUACUUCUGAUUCAGAUAGCUCUGCUCUUAACGUCGUUCGCGUAAUAAAUCUUUAUAUCCUCUCAUGUGAAUGAGAUAUUUUACUGUAGUAAGAAGUAUCCUAAAUAUUAUACAAAAUCUUAUUAAAAUCCGUCCAGUAGUUCUUGCGUAAAGCAUGUCAGACAAGAUCUGAUUCUGAAUUCCAGGUAUAUUCAUCACAUGGACUAACUGACGGACCUUUUCAUUCUCUGCCGCGGCAGUGUGUACCAUUAGCGCGGGCGAGGUUGCCAUUUCAUUAUCAUUUAUUAAAAAUUGCUAACCAUAACUGCCAUCCCAGAUUACUAAUUAUAUAUUAUAAUUAUAAUAUAGCUAUUAGUCGCUCCGUCUUGAGAAAUAACAUAGUUUUUAUCCCGAUAAGAUAAAAUGAUCUCGGUAGGACACUUAACGUUUGCCGGUCAGCUAUUAGUUUUAUAAAAUAGGCAAUCAUGUAGUUGCGCAACAUUGCAUGGCUGAUGAUACACCAUGAAUCAUAAGCGGUGUAUUUAUUAAACUCGCAUAAGACUCGUUUUUCGCUGUCGUGUCGACUUAUUAGGAACUAGACUAAUAGUGUACCUAAUCUGUCUGAAGUUACGUACAAAAUUAUUUUAUGAAUGAUAUUUCGUGAUGCAAUAAUGUUCAUAAAAGUCCCUGUAAUUAUGAAUUCGGUUGUAAUUUAAGAAGCAGUUAGAAUUAAUUAUUAAUUUAACUAUUUGAGAAAUAUGGCAAUUUUUAAUAUGAUUAUUUUCCUCUACUUUUCAAUAAACUAUUUUUUAAGGAACCCCCCGAUUGAUUUUGAUUGAGCCAUGCAUAUCUAAACCAGUAUAAUACUAUAUACAUUUAAGAAAAUAAAUUAAGUUCUCUCUGGUUAAUCUAAUAAUAGAAUAUUUAUUAGAAGAUAACCAACCAUCUUUCUUCUUUUUUUCAGCCUCAUAAUUUUUUUUAAGGUGAUGCAUGAAAUUUUUAAUAUUCUGUCUAGCUGAAUUUCUAUAUCUAUAUUUGAAUAUACAAAUAAUUUAUUGUCUACAAAGAACAGGACUAGUUAACAAUCUAUUAUGAUGAAGAAUAUUAAGAAACCAAUAUUUUGCUACAAUCUAUGCUCAAUAAUUUUCAUUGCAACAUUACAUAUCAUUGUUUCAUUAUUAUGAUAGAUUGAGAGCAUAGACAAAGUAAAUAAAAGUGCAUUUUCAUUGUCAUAUUAAGAUAAAACAUUAAUUAAGUACCUAUAAGUACAUUACAUAAAAGAAUAUGAUUUAUAAAUGGAGAUUUUAAUUUUCUUUCCUAGAACUAUUAGGUAACAUAGGUAUACCGAAAUUGAAUGUGUAAAAUAAUUGUUAUACAUAGUUUUACAAUCAAGAACUUGGUGGUAGUGUGAUACAAUUGCAUGACAAUGGAUGCUGUGUAUUUUUUUUUUUAGAAUUUAAUUUGUAUAUUUGUAAGUAGGUUAACAUAUUAUUUCUAUAAGUUUUGCAUACAUUAUAAGUAUGUUACGUUGUUUGUUAUUUUACGUAAUCAUUAGAUAUUUUUUAUUAUAAUGUAAGUACUAUACUUACAGCUACCUAAACGAACAAAUCUUUUUUCUGUUAUUUUUCGUCCCUAGCCUGUUCUUGUAUUUUUUUACAAAACCAUCUGACAAUAAAACUGCACUCCUGUCUGUGAAGAUAAUUAUUUUUUAUGAUUAUGCUCAAUUUAAUGUUGUGAAAAUAGCACAUUAGUAAUAAAAUCGAUACUAUCUCGAUAUCGAAUAUUGAUAUUAUAAUUUAUCAAUUACAACACAAAAUGUGUCAAAUUGUUUGUCAUUAUGCCUAUAUAGUUUUUGUAACAGUUUGUAAGUAGCCUCUAUACAUUUACAAAGCCAGAAGCUUUAAAGAUUAUACUACUAAAAAAUAUUACUAAAAUCUAUUUAAAUACUAAACACAUCAAUUAAUGUAUAAAAAUUAAACAAAAGAUUUCUGAAAGACAAAUUAAAUACAGAUUUUUGUAUAAUAAUUUUAAAUUGAUUUUCUAUCCCGUAGUAUAAAUGUGCUGUGAUUGAUGGUCUAGGUUGUUGCUAUCUAAAUCCCCAUAGUGUGUUAGAUUUUUGCCAUAAUACAAAUUUGGAUGUUCAUUGCAAUUAAAUAGAUUAUCAAGAUGUUAACAA
Galleria mellonella (greater wax moth) is the source of this 3670-nucleotide messenger RNA. Its product is annotated as growth hormone-regulated TBC protein 1-A. The record is from RefSeq and is a predicted model, not a curated record. The transcript is spliced from 6 exons. Lineage: Eukaryota; Metazoa; Arthropoda; Insecta; Lepidoptera; Pyralidae. The coding region runs from base 153 to 1166 and encodes 337 amino acids.